UUACCACGUUUUACUGUGAGUGCAAUGAAAAGACAGAAGAAGUUGUUUUCUCACACUGUUUUGUUCCCUCAAUUUCCAUCAUAUAAACUAGGAACAAAUGACCAGUCUUGUGGAUCCUUGGGUGUUAACCAUACAAAUGGGAAGGUUGAUGCACCAAAUCAUUUGGAAUGUGGUCAGCGCACAUCUCCUGAAGAAGUAGAUUUAUUGAGUAAUGACCACCAUGUUGGUGAGAAUGAACAUCCUCAGCAAGACCUGGAUACACCCAAUGAUCCUGACUAUGGAACAUUGGAAGGAACAACACAUUCCUCUGUAGAAAAUGGCAGAAGUCAGAAGAUCUUAAAAUCGUGUGAUGUUGCCAUGGAGUGUAGGGAGACUCAACUACGAGACGAAUCCCUGAAGUGUUGUCGGGUGCUGUCAGAGCUUGUCCGAGGGCUGACUGAUGCCUGCAGUUUCCAUGACUGGGAUCAAGUGCUGGCUCUUCUUCCCUGCAUUGCAAUACGUUUUUACCCUUCCCUCUCCAUGCAGUAUUCAGUGCAGAUGGCGAUUGCUCUGGAAAACUGUGGUGCACUCAAAGGAACAAGUGUUGCAAAGCUGGUGAGUUAUGCUGCUCCUAAUCUGAUGGCACAAGAUUUGUGCAACAUUGUGCAGCAUUUUGAGCGCACCAGAACUGCUGCAAGAGAUGGUGCCACAGACUCUCAACCCUCAGAAACUAACCUCCAACUGAAGAAGUUGUUGGAUGACAUUGAAAAGGUGGUGGAAGACCAAGGUCAUGGAAGGUUGCAGUCUCAUCGCUCGCGCUGCUAUGACGUCGCCUUCGCGAGUGCCUACAAGGGCAUCAUGUGCUACGUCCGCUGGAGGAAGCAGCACCGCAACGCCCAACUCGCCGCCAUGGGCCCCUGCAGCUCUGCCGAUGUGCCACUUGAUGUUGUGGACCACGCUUUGGGUGAGCUGACGAAGGAUGUGCCUGAUGAGUCCGUGGCUGACCAGGCGGUGCUGCUAAUGGAGGAAGCCUUCAAGACCUUCAAGGAACCCUGCGAGUGGCUGGUGACGCCGCUGCUGGAGGCGCUGGAGCAGCAGCGUGGGGCAGCGUCGACGCAGGCGCUGCUCACGAGCUACUUGGGGCGCCACCCCCGCCACGCCCCCGCCUACCGCACAGCCCUGCGCCACGCCCUCGCUCACUGGCCCCACCAGACACAACUCCACAUCGCCCUCAUGAAGCGUAUCCAGCGGCUCUCGCCCGGCGACGACAGCGUCCUGCUGCUGACCCAGGCCCUGCUGGACGACCCGCGCCUCUACGACACGACCCAGUGUGAAGAGGCGUUCGGUCUGGCGGGGCUGGACCCUGAGGAGGAGGCCGUGGCAGACCACGAUAUCGCGUCCGCGUCGUGCCCUCCUGACGACAGGAGCUUCAGGAGCGAGAGGAGCAACUCUGACGGCAAGGCCCCCUCAGAGCCCCUCGGCUGCCCCUUGCGUAAAGAUGUGGUGGUGCGCAGUCAUGUGUUCUGCGUGCGCGCGCUGGUGCGCCUGCUGCACCUGCCGCACUGCCUGCGCGUCCUGCGCCCCUGGGAGCUGCUCAGGCGCGCCCUUGCCAGCCUCCACCUUGCCUGGAUCAGAUGCUGGAACUGCUCAGGUUGUCGCCAGUCUCGUGAGGAGGUGUCACAGGUGGUGACGUUGUGGUGGUGGUUGUGGUGGCAAGAGUUGAGUUCAUCACAACGUGAUGACAACGUUUCUCACAUGCCAUCGUGUAAUGCCGACGCCAAGCUCGUCCUUAACCGAGCUGUGGUGUCGCACAUCCUCGGCGUGGACUCGUGCGCGGACGUGUGGGUGAGCGUCCUGAGGAACGGUCGUUGGCCGGGGCUGGCGGAGGAGCUGCAGAAGUGCUACUUCCAAGACGGGCCCUACGCGCACCGCUUCACGCAGCACCGCGCCGCGACCGCGCGCCGGUAUAUGGUCAUGUACGGGCAUAAUGUCCCUUCCUCGGUCAAGAUUCGACCGCCUAUCAUGGCCGACAAGCAUGGACCUGAAUACCCGUCUUUGCCGACUAGAGUUCUUUCUGUCAGCGAUUCUACCGUGUCAUUUGCUUCAACUCCUUCGUCACGGCACGUUCAGGCGCCGCAACAUAAUUCAGCCGCUGGUUACUCAGGAACUAAGAGAGCUGGACAAGGAAUGAUUGAAAAUGAACGGUCUCCAACGAGGAGAUCUGAUGCUGGUGAUGACAUCGCCCGACUGUUUGCUGGCGAGCAAAGAGCCCCUAACGGCCUCUGCUCAGACAAGCGUCGCACGAUGUUGGAACAUAGGUUUGGAGAGGGCACGUCUGAGGCCUCAUCAGGUGAACAGUGGGCUGUCCCUGAAGCCCCAGGUCCAUGCAAAAUGCCUGGUAAAGCGUCAUCGGUCUCAGUGAAAAAAGAUAGCGAAAAUAACAUUACAUACAUGCAGCAACUUCGCGCGUCUUUAGUGUCUCCCGUUGUGUCGCGCUUUGCGCCUCUGUUAAGUGAAUCUGAAGUAGAGGAAGACAGCCACUCCUGCGCAAAAGGGGACAAAAAUACCAAACUAACGAAAACUAAGAAAAUGACCACGAAAAAGAAGCCUGCCCCAAAGAAAGCCCCAAAUAAAGCUCCAAAGAAAGGAGUCAGUGAAAAUCGCAAACCGUCCGAAGUUAAAAGUGCAGCUGCCGAUGAGACUGAAAGUAGUAAAUCUUCUGGACGGUCGUCUACAAAAAUUGCUAGGAAAGGGAAAGGAAGUCAUCAGGGAGACAAAGAACCUUUGUUGAGCAAGGGUAUGAGUGGUGCCACGGAUCGUGUACAAGAUCCAAAAUGUGUGAGUGUUUCAUGUUCAGAUGGGCGCCGAGGGAACGAGUAUACUGAUAUGCAGAAUGAUGCCGUCGCAAUUGAUACUCAUCGCGAUGGGUUGGAUGAGGUGGCUUUAGAUCCUGCAGAUGGUUCUCCCGUAUCACCGAACCCUUCUUGUGGAGCAUCCCAGUCUCAGCCUAUUCCUUGCGGCCAAGUUCAAUUUCGGGAAUUUUCUCAACACGAAGAAAUAGAUGAUCAACCUGAUGAUAUUUUGUCUAAUAUUAUUGCUACUGACGUUUCGCCUGAUCUUGGUCCUGACGUUCCAGAUGUCGGUUGCGGGGAUGAAGAAACUGCUGCCUGCUUCCAGUCCCAAGAUAAUCUUCAGUCUGCGAAGGGUAUUUCUGUAUGUGAGCCUCAUGAAUUUCAGUGUCCGCUUUCUCCUGAUGACAUUCCUGGAUCGCUUGAAAUAGAUGAAACGGAUCUAUCCAUCCCGAGACUGUUCUCAUCAAGACUCGAUGUGUUCUCCUCUAAUACAUCGUCUAAAAAGAACGAUAGCAGGUUAGAUAACAACCGUGUUGACUCAAACGAGGGAGAAGAUCCUCUAGUUGAUUCGACAGACUGUUCUAAGCCUCGCAACACUAAGAAAAAUCUAGUCAAUGAAGGAGGAGCGGCUUCGUCUAAGUUAGCUGCGUCUGAUGCGCCAAGUAACGCACGCAUGCGCGAUCAUCGCAUCCCUCAGGACUUCACUGGAAAACCAGGUUCCGGCGACCGCCUGUGUGGACCGCCAUCGCCCCGCCGCAGUAUCGGCGCAAGCCGCGCUCGACCACCACCUUCAACCACAACUGGAGGACGCGGGUCGGAUGCUGGAGAACACAGUCGGGAUCCAGUCAGGAAUGCUGGGCAGAAAUCUUCGAUUGCAUCGGUAAUUGAAAAUCAAGUCGGCGGUAGAACAACAAAAACUUCGGCUAAAAGCUCCCGGGGUGUAAGUUCGGAUCGUAUUCAAUCACGGGAUGAAGUUCAACAGGUUUUCAAGUCCUCAUUUAAAGGCAGGAAAGAUGAUGACUUGAUUAGCGACGGUGAAGAUUUAGCUCGUUCUAAUGCAUCUGGGAAAUUUGCAUGUGGCGCGAAAAAGACGUCUGUAGAAUUGAGUUCGUCAAGCAACCUGUCGUCGAAUGAGGAUGAUAGUUUUUCGAAGAAGCGAGAAUGUUCAGCGCAUGGAAAUGCCUCCAAAAGAUCUGAAAGACUUCGUAUGUCUUGCAUUCAGACUUUGGAAAAUUAUAUUUCUGCAAACGCAACUGAGACUCGACGCAGACGUAGUCCCAUGCGAGGUGCGCAGCGCAACGAUGAUCUUAAGAACUGCCGCGUCUCGCUCUCUCCUGUGCUUCCUGAAGGCCCAGCGUCCAGUCAUGGACCUGGGCACAUGAAGAACGAGCCUGAUAAAAAUAAAGGAGGAACUACAAAACUACGUAGAUUUCAAGAAGCUCCCGCUGCGAAUACGGAAUCGUCAAUGGAUGCAAAACAUGAUGCAUCACCGGGAUCUUUCUCUAGCUUUUCUGAUCACUUAAAACGUAAGCAGCGCGAUAGAGCUCAAGUAAAGGAACCUCGUUCAUCCGUGGUCCCUCUGUGUGUGAGUUCAUCUGAAAACCAAACACUUAUUGCAGAGAAAGAGAAACGUCAAAAAAAUUGUAAAGAAAAUAAAGUUGUCCUGGACUUUGAAAAGAAAGCGUUACUUCAGAGUUCCCAUGAGGCUCCUACAGUCGCGGCGGCCUCAUCCAAUGCUAGUCCUAACACAUCUUCACUCACCAAAUCUGAGUCCAUUUCUAAAGCGCGCUUUACUAAACCUCAUGAUAAUUUGAAAUUGAAGUCACAUGAAGGUAAGAGAAAGCUUCCAGAAACCUCUGAACCCUUACCGUCUGCCGGUUCUGGCACGGACGGUGACUUCGAGUCGCGACCAACAAAAAAGAAGCCCAGGAAAAAAGCAUCAACCGAGUCCAGGAAAGAAGCUUCAACCAACGAUGGCGACGAUUUGAUGGAAGGCUUCGCAGACUUCGCUUUGCAGCAGUACGGCGUUGAUCUCUCUGAGCAUCGCAACACUUGAGUCUCGCUUAGCGUUGAAUUUGUCGCUCACUAUUUGCCAAGUCUCAAUUUAUUGCUUGAAAAUUUUUUCCCAAGUUACUAGUGCCUUUGCCUGCAGGUUGACCCGACUGCUUUAUAGCCGAAGACUGCAAACUUUUUUACGUUGAUUCUGCAGUUCAUCAGCUCAGGUUGCCAACUGAUUUUCAUUUCAUGUUCUAAGCUUGAAGUCAUUUUUACUUCUUAAUUUUGAUGUUAUUUCGUUACUUAUCGAAGAUAUUUUUGCAAUGGAAUGGUGUGCUGAAGAUCAAUUGAAUAAGAAUUUAGUGAGCUGUAUUAUUUUAACAGAAUUACAUACUUCUGUUGUUGCAAAUUUCGCUUAUUAAUUUUUCUACGAAUUGCCGAAAUGUAAUUUUUUGUUUGUUUAGGAUCGUCCACAAUAAAGGAACAGUAUAAUUCUUUUACUACAUUUUAGUAAUAUUCCUAACUUUUUCACUAUUGUCGUGAAUUUUUCCCCAUCUUCUGAUGAGAUUUAUUGUUUUUUUCUCAGUUUUAUGAAUUGAUUUGUGAAGAAAGGUUGGUUGAUAUAAAAAUAUAUCAACACAUUUUUUUACCGACCUUACAGGUUUUUGAAAUUGCAUCUGAUGGCUAAAUAAAUAAAGGUGAUCGAGUUC
Molecule: messenger RNA, 5536 nt
Organism: Hyalella azteca
Lineage: Eukaryota; Metazoa; Arthropoda; Malacostraca; Amphipoda; Hyalellidae
Exons: 14
Coding region: 25-4887 (1620 amino acids)
Source: RefSeq, a predicted model, not a curated record